Macroventuria anomochaeta is the source of this 483-nucleotide messenger RNA. RefSeq lists its product as uncharacterized. NCBI's taxonomy places the organism in Eukaryota, Fungi, Ascomycota, Dothideomycetes, Pleosporales, Didymellaceae. The coding region runs from base 1 to 483 and encodes 160 amino acids. The transcript has 2 exons. The record is from RefSeq and is a predicted model, not a curated record.
AUGGCGGUUCUCGAAUCUGCAGCCUUGCGACCACACGUGCCCCUUCGCGAUAUGAUCUCCGCUCCGCCCCAGCCUCCGUCGGCCCUCACCGCUCACACUUCAGGCAUGGCUUCCACCGCUCCGAGACCGGCCAUUGAGAGCCCGAGAAUCUCCGCCAAUCCUGGUCGUGUGCUUUCCAAAGGCUCACCACUGCUACUGUGCAACACGACUCGGACCAUCGGUUACAGAUUCAAGCCUUCCGCGGCAGAUUUGGGCAACGCCAAACCUUCCAAGACAUCGCAAUCUGGCAAAAUCGAUACCUAUCUGCCCGCUGGACCCAGAGUUGCAGAUGUUGUUACGAGAGAGUUUUCCCGAGAUCUGCAUGUGAUUGACAGCGGAGGCCUUGAGGUUUUGGCGCGACGGCAAAUGGAUGACAUCUCAGCCCCAGCAUUGGGUCGACGCCGGGCCGAUUUAGUCCGGGGUACGUACCUGGGUUGGUGUUAG